Corythoichthys intestinalis (scribbled pipefish) is the source of this 4917-nucleotide messenger RNA. It is a transcript of the gene jund, whose product is annotated as JunD proto-oncogene, AP-1 transcription factor subunit. Lineage: Eukaryota; Metazoa; Chordata; Actinopteri; Syngnathiformes; Syngnathidae. The transcript has a single exon. Gene Ontology annotation, cellular component: transcription regulator complex. Bases 216 to 1091 code for a protein of 291 amino acids. Gene Ontology annotation, molecular function: transcription factor binding; RNA polymerase II cis-regulatory region sequence-specific DNA binding; DNA-binding transcription factor activity, RNA polymerase II-specific. Gene Ontology annotation, biological process: regulation of transcription by RNA polymerase II; regulation of cell population proliferation; regulation of cell cycle. The record is from RefSeq and is a predicted model, not a curated record.
CGCGCUCUGGAGUGACAUAAUGGAAUUUUUAGGGCUAGAAAGCGAGCAGUGCAUAGCGGACGUGCCACAAGGAAGAGAAAACCAGUCUAGGAAGACCCCGUCGUCCAGCGGUUUUGCAAAAGAGAUCGUCCGCUUUCCUCCAUGUUUAGGACUGGAGCGUUCACCCUCAUGUGAGGGUGUAGAAUGGACAGGACAUUAUUAAUUCCCACAGAAACAUGAUGAAGAAGGACGUCAAUCUCAACCUGGACACGCAGAGCAGCGAUCUGAAGGCGAACCCUCUGCGCGACUCUGACGUGCUGCUCAACUCGCCGGACUUGGGGCUUCUCAAACUGGCGUCCCCCGACCUGGAGCGUCUCAUCAUCCAGUCCAACGGACUGGCGGGCGCCGCCAACCCGGCAUCUCAGUUCCUUUACCCGAAGUCGGCCAGCGACGAGCAGGAGUUCGCGGAGGGCUUCGUCAAGGCGUUGGAGGACCUGCAUAAGCAGAACCAGCUGAGCGAAGCCGGCUGUGUGUCGGUGGACCGGCUGGAGCUCCUCGGUGCGGCCAACGCGGUGGGCUCGUCCGGGCUCCAGACGACGGAUCUGCCCGUGUAUACCACGCUGAACGGCUACGCCGCCAGCCCACUGGGCGGCACCACCAUCAACUACUCCACCGACACCAUUCCGUUCCCGCCGCCUCCGUCCCACCUCAGCCCGCAGCAGCAGCAACAGCAAGCCGCGGCGACGGCGGCGGCUCUGUCGCGGUUGCAGUCGGCCGGCGGCGCCGUCAAGGACGAGCCGCAGACGGUUCCGGACAUGCAGAGCCUCGGGGAGAGCCCGCCUCUCUCCCCGAUCGACAUGGACAACCAGGAGCGCAUUAAGGCGGAGAGGAAAAAGCUUCGCAACCGGAUAGCUGCUUCCAAGUGCCGCAAAAGGAAACUGGAGAGGAUUUCUCGGCUGGAGGACAAAGUCAAAAGCCUGAAGACGCAGAACACGGAGUUGGCGUCCACGGCCAGCGUGCUAAGGGAGCAGGUGGCCCAGCUCAAGCAGAAGGUGAUGAACCACGUCAGCAGCGGAUGCCAACUUUUACCUAACCAGGUCCAAGCUUACUAAUCGAAGGCAUUUUUGGAAAGGUGCCCUGCAGAUGAACUGAAAGGUUCAAAAGUUCAGAGUGGUCUGAUGCUGUGGGACUCGGUGGAAGUGGCUUGUUGCUCAAGAGCAAGGGCGUAGGUUUGGUCUCAACAUUGGUAGGGACGAUAAAACAGCAUAACCUGCACGUACACUUUAUGCUGGGGACAGGACAUUAAAUACCAAGCAGAUUGGAUGAACGGUGGUCAGGGCUACAUUUCUCACAAAUAGGAACCUAAUUAAUUGAUAGGCUAAAUGAUCAAUGCAAAAUAAAUCUGUAUUGGCUUUAUACUAACUUUCAUAUGUAUUGGUUCAGGUGAUACACCGUUUAAUUCAAACCUUUUUUGUUGGAAAAACUACUAAAGAAGCACUUUGAAAACUUCCUGAAUAAAUGUCUGAAUAUUAUUAGUACAUUUAAUUUGCAAUAUUUGAACAUAUAUUAACAUACACAAUGAAUACAAACUUGUUAACUAUCCAUGAAAGCAAAAAAAAAAAAAAAAAAAAAAAAAAAUUGUCUUAAGACUACUCAACAUUGCCUGUAUAAAUACAUACAUUGAAUAUAAGUGAAAAAACUUAAUAACAAAAAUAAAUAAAAAUGAAGCCUUCCUUCAGGAAAAACACUGCUGGUGUUCUCCACAAGCACAGCCAAACUAAACAAAAAAUGAAAGCGCCUUUGGUCUGCUUUAACACCACAUAAAUAAAAUAAAAAUGAAAAAAAUUAAAAAAAUAUAUAUAGUGGGUGCUGCUGCUGUAAGUCUGAACAUAAUGAAAAUAAUUCACUUAAAUAUUAGUAGGGUCAAUUCUAUCCUUACAACAUAAUGGAAGACAAUCUAAAUCAUCUAUAUAACUGAAGUCAUGAUAAUAAUGCAAAUAAGGUUGCUUUAAAGUUUGUGUGGACAAUUUAAGCAUCCUAAAAUGCUGGUAGUGAUAUGUCCCUACCGUCUCUAUAUGCAAUCCUACGCCCUUGCUCAAGUGCCAUGUAGCAAAGUGCCAUGCAGCAGCAUGACUGUCAAACUCAUUUGGAUGUAUUCUCACAGGGCCGUUAUGAAUGUGAAACCAGAUGGAGUCAAUGUAUAAUCGCCUCAUUGUGUUAUUACAUGUAUGCAACAAAUUGACGCCGAAGUAUUUUUGAUAGAGGUUUGUCUCAUAUACAGUGGUGCCAUGACUUAGAGGUAGAUUUUUUUUCGUGCAAAAUUGGUAUUUAAUUUCCCCAAUGCCAUUGACGACAAUGGACGUUCAAUCCAUUUUGACUGAGAUUGCUGCCUGCCUCUCCCAUGCAGUCAUAAAUGAAUUGGGCGUCCAUCGACGAACCAUUAUGCCUAUAAGUCAAGGUACCACUGUUAAAAAAAAACAACAACACGAUAUUAGAUAUGUCAUAUUUUGCGAUUCCGGUACAUAUUUUUACCAAGAAAUAUGAAGUUGCUGCCAACGAUUGGCUUUUUAGGCCAUAUAAAAUGUAACGGAUAUUGAUGGAAAAUCUCAAAAGCCAAAUGUAACGGUGUCACUAAGUGCUACCAUCCAACUGUACAUAUAUACUGCCUUACGUGUUUACAAGCACUUAGCAAAGAUAUCUAUUUUUUAUUUACUGAAGCAUUUAUUUACAUUUUGUUCCUCAAAGAUGAACACUGCAUGUUUUGUAACCGUCGUGUGCUUCGUAGAAUUUAGAUGCCAAACUUGCCAUGAAUGUGUAUUAGGAUGACACAUUUACCAGUAUAUGAUAAACUCAUCUCUACCUGACAUUUAUUAAAUUCACUACAUGACACAGCGAGUGUUUCGUUAAUAUUGUAAAUAAAACAAAGCUUUUCUUACCAGUUAACUGUGCUCUUGUCUUGCGUUUUACAAUAGAUGAAGUUUGAGGGAAACAUUUCAUCAAGACUGGCCUGCAAAUCUAGGAACAGAAAAUGGUUGUAAAAAGAGCAAAAAUGCUUUCAAAAUAAUAAAAGUGCGUUUAAAAAAAACAUAAAUGUAUUAUUGCACUCAAGAGACUAUAAAAAACUGAAAUGGCAUCUGGUAGGAAAAAGGUUCCACACCCUGCCUGGUUCGAGGUUCAGUUUAUUAAAAAAAUAAAUAAAAUCAUAAACUUGUAUUAUGACUCCCUCUGUUGGCCAACAGAUAAAAAUGCAGGAACGCCACAGUCACAUUUAAUUGAAUAGUGGGGCUGCCAUAAAUAAUCGACAGCUAAUCGAUUAUAUUCUUCAAAAACUAGUUUGACAGUUUGAAACAUUGUUGGCCUAAACAUCAUCCAAAUUUUGAAUCUCUCUACAGAAAUUAUUGUAUUAUAUUAAAUUAUAUUGUACAUAAAAAUCUUUUUAAAUUUUCAAGAAAUUAAAAAAAAAAGUACAUAUUCAAUUAUAUAUCUUUAAAUUAAAAAAAAAAAAAAAAAGACCAUUUAUGUAGUCUACAAUGAAAGAAGACCAAUUCAUUUGGUAAUUAGUCAAAAUAUGUGCGAACAUCAGCUUUUGCUUCGAGAGUUAAUACUGUUACAAAAGUAUUCAUAAUAGGGGAGACUGGGGUAAUAUGAGACACCCUUUAUGUCUACAGUAAAAUUUGUGAUCAUGCAACCAUCAUGUUUUCAAGCCCCUACCAUUUCACCUUGUCUGAAAAAGUGAUCUUCCUACUACUGUGGUAAAUGUGUUUUUUCCCCCCAAAUUUUAUUUUUUUUUCAUGUGAAACUAAGAAUUUUCUUUAUGUCAUCUUAAUGAGCUGUUGUACCAAAGCAAAUUGUUUUAACUCGACAAUAUUUUAUCACACAUGUUGAUGGACUAUAAAACCUUGUUUUGAUGCUAUCUUAAGAUUAGCCUGUAUUGCUAGGAGAGGUUGUUUAUUUUACAAAAUUGUGACGAUGGGGUAAGAUGAGAUUUCUCACUUCACUCCUUCAUGUCACCAGUGACCUACACAACAUCACAUCUGGAUUAAGAUCUCCUGAAUUUUCUCUGAUUAAGAAUUUGCACCAUCCAUGGUGUUGGACAGGCCAAACCCUGAGUGCAGCCUGCCACUGCAGAAGAUCUGGAUGGUCCACCCAUGCAGAUGAUCCACUUAAGGAUGAACUACUCGCUUCAGACAAUUCAGUAACUGAUACUAAUCCAUCCACUGCACAUUGUCCACCUCGAUAAGCCUGGUCAGCUGAUUUAUGUCCCACAUGGUCACAGUCAGAAACUGGCUAUGAAAAGGCAAAGAAAAGACUAACCUGAAAAAGAAACAACAAAAAAGAAAAUUGUAGUUAGAAGCUCUGAGGAGAUUGAUAUCCUUGUCCCACUUGCCCGAUGAAGAGAGUUCAAAAGAUGAAAGAAGUGAUCCAGGAAACAGAUCUGGCCAUGGGUAAUUUUGUCACAGUGAUCCCUCGCUAUUUCGCGCUUCAAACUUCGUGCCCUCAGUCCAUCGCAGAUUUUCUAAAAUUAAAAAUAAAUACAGAUGAGCUGUCCCGAGCCGAUGGCGUAGUCUCACUCUCCCUCCCUCCCUCCCUCUUCCUUCUCUUUGUUCGUAAGGCAGGGCACUGGAGUUGCUUAUUAAAGUUAACGAUUAAUGACAGACUUUUAAUGUUUGAUCUUGCCACAGAAGCCUGGAACCCGAAGCUUCAAAGCGCCACAUGUGUCAAUCAUCAUUUUAUUUGUUAAACAGUUGCUGUGGCAACUUGUAAGAGCAGCUUGAGCGGAUUUUAGUCGACUCACUCAAGUAUUUAACAACGACAAAUAUUUUUAUACUUUAUUCUUGUUUAAAAAUAAUUUGGUGGGACAGUAACAUGUUUAAAACUUAUAAUCAUUCAUUUGAAGUGCUUAAAAACCAUUUAUUAAAAUAUAUAUUAUAAUUGGGG